Molecule: messenger RNA, 1290 nt
Organism: Copidosoma floridanum
Lineage: Eukaryota; Metazoa; Arthropoda; Insecta; Hymenoptera; Encyrtidae
Gene: NiPp1
Product: nuclear inhibitor of protein phosphatase 1
Molecular function (GO): protein binding
Source: RefSeq, a predicted model, not a curated record
AUGGAGUUUCAGAAGCAGAUAGCUGACAUCAUGAGCAAGCCUCUGUUUUAUGAGACUCAUAUUCAAGUAACAAACAUGGUUGAAAAUAAUUCUUACUCUGUUCACAUAAAGGCUGGAAAACCUCCUGUUGGAUUACAUUUAGAUGUUUUAAAGGGAGAUAAACUCAUUCAGAAAUUAAUGGUGGACGAAAAAAAAUGUUAUUUGUUUGGUCGCAAUCAUCAACUUAAUGACUUUUGUAUAGACCACGCCUCAUGCUCCAGAGUCCAUGCGGCUCUUGUAUAUCAUAAAUUCUUGAAUAGAACCUUUUUGAUUGACUUAGGAAGUACUCAUGGAACGUUUAUUGGUAACAUGCGUUUAGAAUCUGAUAAGCCUACACAAUUACCUGUAGAUAGUACGUUUCAUUUUGGGGCAUCUACGCGUUAUUAUAUUAUAAGGGAGAGACCACAGACUGGACCAAGAGCAGUUGAUGAAUUUGAAAAAACUAGUGAAGACUUAGAUACUGGUGGCUUAUUAGGUUUACCAGAAACAGAAACGGAGCUUGACAAUUUAACAGAAUUUAACACAGCUCACAAUCGAAGGAUUUCUAUGCUCGGUAUCCCAGAUGAUGAAAUUCAUAAAUGUUCAAGGAAACGUAAAAAAAAAGGUAUCAGCUUUAAUGAAGAUGAAGAAGUAAUAAAUCCUGAAGAUGUUGAUCCGUCCGUUGGUAGAUUUCGUAACCUCAUCCAGACAACUGUGAUUCCAAGUAAAAAAAUGCGGAUGGAAGGAGGACUUAUAUCACCUCUAGAAGAAAUACAUGGAUCUUUGAAAAACUUAUGUCCGACAUCACUGACCUCAACUUUUUAUCCAGAUUUACCUCAAGAGCAGUAUUCUACGAUAUCUCAAAGUAAUCUAUACACAACUGGCUUAACGUCUUUGACUUCGAGACUAGGUAUUGGUUUUCCAAAUCCAGCGCCUGAAGUCGAAAUAACGUCAAAUCCAAUUGAAAAUAAAUUGAUGCAAACAACUGAACCCUAUUGUUCUAUGGAUAACAAUUCAUUGGAGCCGAAAAAAAAGAAGUAUGCAAAAGAAGCAUGGCCUGGAAAAAAGCCCGUUCCUACUCUUUUAGUAUGAGUCAUAAAAUACAAAGUAUAAAACUGUCAAUAAAAAUCACAUUUAUGUAUAUAUAGUUUUAUGUGUACAUACGAGCGUGAACAUGGAAGUAAGCACACACAGAUAAAUUGUUUUUUAUUUAAGUAACGAAUGUAUAACAAUCGUGCAUUCUAAUAGUCAUUAAAUACAAAAAAAUUUUAA